This is a messenger RNA of Rhineura floridana, 2324 nucleotides long. RefSeq names its product ring finger and SPRY domain containing 1 (gene RSPRY1). The transcript is spliced from 15 exons. Lineage: Eukaryota; Metazoa; Chordata; Lepidosauria; Squamata; Rhineuridae. Gene Ontology annotation, cellular component: cytoplasm. The record is from RefSeq and is a predicted model, not a curated record. Bases 384 to 2111 code for a protein of 575 amino acids. Gene Ontology annotation, molecular function: ubiquitin-protein transferase activity; protein binding.
CUAGUUGCCCGGGGAGACAGAGCUAGGAGCGGCCUGGAGGCGAAAUGGGCGGAGCCACCGCGCGCGCGCGCUGAAUAGGGAGGUUCGCUGGGGCCUCGUUGGUCUUUCCGCCCCUCAGCUGCUGACUGAGGAGAAGGGGAUAGCACAAAGGGGCGACAACGCCAACGCCGCUGCCCGCUGCCUCUCCGGCCUGGCGGCCUGAAGGGAAGGCGCCAGCCAGUGUGGAGCAGUCGUGGCCUCCUUUUGGAUGACCAAUGUGUAUCUCCAGUGAUGAUGUCAGAAACUAAACCGGCCAUUCCCUGUCCAUUCCAGUUGCUACAAACUCGUAGGAUGCAAAGGCUGCAAUUCAUGAUCCCCAAAACAUUGCUUUUUAAACUGUCUAGAUGAUUGUCAUUGCUUUGGUUGUGUUCUAUGCGAGCAGAAACCUUCUCCAAGGUUUACGGCUGACCCUUGAACAGCAUAUUCCCUGUUUGCUGCAAACCUUGGGGGCUAGCAACAUGGGCAACUCUUGUGUUUGUCGGGAAGACAGUGGUGCAGAAGACAAUGCAGAAUCCAGAACUCGCCAGACAGAGAACAGCAGAGUGCCUGUAUCUGAAACCAGGAGCCAUCUGAGGGACCCAGUGAGGCCCCCUCGUCGGGGACGGGGGCCACAUGAACCAAGAAGGAAAAAACAUAACGUAGACGGAUUGGUACUUGACACACUGGCAGUAAUUCGGACGUUGGUAGACAAUGAUCAGGAACCUCCUUAUUCAAUGAUGACUUUGCAUGAAAUGGCUGAAACAGAUGAAGGCUGGCUUGAAGUUGUCCAAUCCUUAAUUAGAGUUAUUCCAUUAGAAGAUCCCCUGGGACCAGCUGUUAUAACUUUGCUAUUGGACGAGUGUCCAUUGCCAACAAAAGAUGCGUUGCAGAAGUUAACAGAAAUAUUAAGUUUAAGUGGAGCUGUUGCUCGCCAGGAUGCUUGUCAUCCUGCUAAACAUCGGAACACAACGGCAGUGCUGGGCUGUUUGGCAGAAAAGCUUGCAGGCCCUGCAAGCGUAGGUUUACUCAGCCUAGGAAUCUUGGAAUACUUACUGCAGAGCUUGGAGUUCCAGUCCCACCCAACAGUAAUGCUUUUUGCACUAAUAGCCCUGGAAAAGUUUGCACAAACAAGUGAAAAUAAAAUGACAGUUUCUGACACAUGCAUCAGUGACCAGCUAGUGUUGUUAGAGAAAUGGACAGAUAAUCCAGACUACUUAAAACGCCAAGUUGGAUUCUGUGCCCAGUGGAGUUUAGACAAUCUGUUUUUGAAAGAAGGCAGACAGUUUACAUACGAGAAAGUUGACCUGAGCAACAUUAAGGCCAUGCUGAAUAGUAACGAUGUCAGUGAAUACCUUAAGAUCUCACCGCAUGGGUUGGAGGCCCGGUGUGAUGCAUCCUCUUUUGAAAGUGUUCGAUGUACCUUCUGUGUGGAUUCUGGAGUUUGGUACUAUGAAGUCACAGUCAUUACUUCUGGAGUGAUGCAAAUAGGAUGGGCUACCAAAGACAGCAAAUUCCUCAAUCAUGAAGGUUACGGCAUCGGGGAUGAUGAGUACUCCUGUGCAUAUGAUGGCUGCCGGCAGCUGAUCUGGUAUAAUGCCAGAAGUAAACCACAUGCCCAUCCAUGCUGGAAGGAAGGUGAUACAAUAGGAUUUUUGCUAGACCUACAAGACAAGAAAAUGAUCUUUUAUUUAAACGGGAAUCAGCUCCCUGCUGAGAAGCAAGUCUUUUCUUCUGCUGUGUCUGGCUUCUUCGCUGCAGCUAGUUUCAUGUCUUAUCAACAGUGCGAGUUCAACUUUGGGGCAAAACCUUUCAAAUAUCCACCACCAGCUAAAUUUAGCACCUUUAAUGAUUAUGCCUCCCUGACAGCAGAAGAGAAGAUCAUUUUACCAAGACAUAGACGCCUGGCCUUGUUAAAACAAGUGAGCAUCCGAGAAAAUUGCUGCACUCUUUGCUGUGAUGAAAUAGCAGACACAGAACUCAGGCCAUGUGGUCACAGUGACCUGUGCAUGGAGUGUGCCUUGCAGCUAGAGACCUGCCCUUUGUGUCGACAAGAAAUACAGACUCGAGUCCGACAGAUCGCUCACAUUUCAUGACACGUGGAGAACUGGACCUCGUGAACUUGCCUCUUAUCCAUUCCAUCCAGUGCCAGAAGGGAGAAAGGCAACUCAAACCAAGCCCCACCCAUACAGAAAGCCCAACUGUGGCCCACUUUCACACAGUAGAUGAAAACCUGUUAAAUCACUCCACUGCCUCAGGGCUGUGGAAUGUUUCUUUUAGCAGAAAUGAAAGCUCGUGGUAAAACUUGA